GCGCAACCUUUUCCCAUCAGGGGUGAUGAAGCUGAAAACCCGAUCCCAGGUAGGAGGAAGAGGAAGAGGGCUUCAUCCCUCGAUUCUGCUUCAUGAUAACUGAAAGUGAAAGUAAUCCUAGAGUAGUAAGUAAAAGACGACAGUCAGCGCUUCACCUCCAUUUGCAGAGGACGCUGCUCAGGCUAAAUAAAUGAGUUAUGGAGUUAAAGGAAAAACAACAACGAUCCCCACGUCAGGCACAGGUGGACGAAAGAGUAAAGCCUGUCGCCAGACCAAAAGAGAAGAUUCAGCAGCAGCAAUCAGAGGAGGGGGCGGUGGCUGAGGAGUCCGCCUCCAUCCCCACAGAUCUGGAAAGCUGGAUCAGAAAUAAUGCCAAAGACCUGAAGAUCCGGCUGACAGACCGUCGCUGGGCUGCUGAGGUGGUCAACGAUUUUCGUGAGAACCUGCUGAAAUUCCUGAACAAUGAACACCCUUUAUUCAAGUCAGCAGAGUGCCUCAACGCCGGCAGCUACUUUGAGAAAGUUAAGAUCCACAUGCCUGAUGAGUUUGACAUGAUGGUGACAUUUCCAGGCAGCCCAAACCUACGCCUCAACCUGACGAAGCUCGACGGGGGUCUCUUCUACCGGCUCGAUCUCACCCGGCCCACUCGACAACCCAUUAAGGCUUUUCUUCUGGAGAACACCCUCACCCUCUCGUCGAGCAAGGUCCUGAAUGAGAUGCAUCGCCUGGUCCGCAAAUUCCUCAAGACCUACAAAGUGCCCGAUGAAUGCUGUCGCUGGGAGGUGAACAGGAAGCGCGUGCACUCUCCGGCUGUCACUUUGUCUCUCUUCAAAACUGAAAAGAACAGCGAGGAGCUGAUCUCCGUGGACGUGGUUCCUGCGCUCGAGGUUCAAAGUUGGCCGGCUGCGGUUCGUAAUGGCCCGGAUGUAACCAACUGGCUGGGAAAGAAAGCUCUCCAGGAAAUCCGAGGUUUGCCAGUGUAUUUUGUACCGAAGAGGCAGAAAGGACGAAACCUCAGCGAGGACGCAAAAGAGAGCUGGAGGAUCUCUUUCUCUCACAUUGAGAAGAAAAUCAUCACGUCUCAUGGCAACAAGAAAACCUGCUGUGAGAGUAAUCCCACCAAAUGCUGCCGAAAGCAGUGCUUAAUGCUCCUCAAAUCUCUGAUUGAGGGUCUAAAACAACGUUUUCCCGAAAAGCUGGAUGACCUCUGCUCGUACCAUGGGAAGACCACCUUCCUGCACACCCUGUCCACCAGGUACGACGAUGCCAAAUGGGACCCUCGGAACCUUCCUGUCUGCUUCCUGUAUCUUGUCCGGGCACUGGAGGACUAUGCAAGCAGAGGCAACCUCCCUCACUUCUUUGUCCCCGAAUGCAACCUCUUCUCACCAUCCUCCUUCUCCCGUAAAUCUCUGGCUUUCCUCGUCAAUGCCCUGAAGGAGCAGAUGAGGGAGGGCCUGCCCCUUCUGAAGCCUCCAGCUCUGGUGUCACCUCUGAUACCCAGGGAAGAUUUAGAUGAAACCUGCAAUGAGACAUUUGAGGAAAGGUCCUUCGUACUGGUUCACUCUGUGGACGCAGCACUGAUGAAUAAACUGGGUGUCGCAUUUGCUGUCGUGGUGGGUUUUGCCUUCUAUAUCCUGUUCAAUUAAUGAGAAAUGUGAAGUAUGAUGCUGAUUAAGUGAAACCCUGUGACCAAAAACUGAUUUCAGACAUUUGAAUUGAAAUGAAAUGAACGUCAUUGUAGAUAAACAUUUCAUUAUCAAUGAGGAUAUAAAUAAAAUACACCAAACAUGCUUGAUUAGAUAUGUUUUUAACUGCAUAAGGAAAAAAUGUGUCUUUGAUGUUAUGAAGUAGUUAUAAAAAAACAUUUUACAUCCUGAUAUUUUCUUUACUUAAUAUUAGCAUUAAACUUCCAGGUGGACCUAUAGUGCAUGUCGUAGAGCUAUUCCAUGGCAGCCUUUCGAUCCAUGAAAUAGUUCAUUGAUGUCAUUAAAGGUUAGGUUGUGUUCACAUUGUUUACCUUUAUUAUUAUCAUUAUUAUUAUUAUUAUUAUUAUUAUUAUUAUUAUUAUCAUUAUUAUUAUUAUUAUUUCCCGUUCACUCACUUUUUCUAUCUAUGUAGAAUUUUAAAUCUUUUUGGAAUAUUGUGUUUUUGUGAAAAUCGGAUUUAAUGUGACUGCCUUGCAACCUAAAAAAACCAAAAAUAAUUAACUUUUUCUUCUCUCCUCGUAUAAUAUUGAAAAGAUGGCUGGUGGGAAAUAAAUGUAUUUUAUAGAAAGGUAUUUAAAGUGUAAUAA
Molecule: messenger RNA, 2293 nt
Organism: Oreochromis aureus
Lineage: Eukaryota; Metazoa; Chordata; Actinopteri; Cichliformes; Cichlidae
Product: cyclic GMP-AMP synthase
Exons: 9
Coding region: 198-1646 (482 amino acids)
Biological process (GO): positive regulation of type I interferon production; DNA damage response; paracrine signaling
Cellular component (GO): cytosol; nucleus; site of double-strand break
Molecular function (GO): double-stranded DNA binding; 2',3'-cyclic GMP-AMP synthase activity; chromatin binding
Source: RefSeq, a predicted model, not a curated record